Fusarium redolens is the source of this 397-nucleotide messenger RNA. RefSeq lists its product as uncharacterized. The transcript has a single exon. Bases 38 to 364 code for a protein of 108 amino acids. NCBI's taxonomy places the organism in Eukaryota, Fungi, Ascomycota, Sordariomycetes, Hypocreales, Nectriaceae. The record is from RefSeq and is a predicted model, not a curated record.
ACCGAUCAUUCGAAUCGACUCUCCUACUGCCGCUAUAAUGACAUAUUUAUUCAAUAAAAGAAUUUCCCCUUCGAUGGCUUUAGGGGAAUGGGAGAUUCUCAAAGCUAGUCUAACCUUUAAACUAUAUCAUCGAGGUAGUUGGUUCGUUCGGCAGAUUACAGGUCGUCAACUGCAGUUUAUCAAUCGUCUAGGGUCAGAGUCGUUAGAGAGGGCGAUCUCCUGGCAUCCAUUCCUGUGGUCUCGAGGAUGUACAGAAUCCUGCGUCCAGACACAAGGCGAAUCGAGAGGACCCUUACUAGUCAAGACCAGAAUUCCGAAGAGGACUAAAACUAGGCUUAGUUAUUUAAUUUCUCAGCUUAUAUAACCAACCACCAAGAGGAUCCCUACGAAAGAAAAC